Drosophila suzukii is the source of this 1368-nucleotide messenger RNA. RefSeq lists its product as uncharacterized. Lineage: Eukaryota; Metazoa; Arthropoda; Insecta; Diptera; Drosophilidae. The record is from RefSeq and is a predicted model, not a curated record.
AUGGCGAACGUUAAUUUGCAGAUGCCGCUCAUUGCAGCCGCCACCACCAUAUUGACAAUAGUGAGUGGGGCCAGCUCCUCCUCCAGCGUCGCGGAGAUGGCCAGGAAGCACCACCCAUCCUAUCACAAUAUGGGGUCUUUGUUCGACAAUCGAUGGCUGCCCAUGGAUCAAACGAUGCAGCAGCCCCAUCCCAAUCACCGUUAUGGUUCGGCCAAAAUUCCAGGAGGCGAUGCGGGCGACAGGCGAGCCUUUGGCAGCAGUGGCAGCCAUUCCUCAGGCCCCCGGCAAGGAUUCGCCUCGCUGCUGAACGGGCUGACAAAUCUCUCGGGCCUGGGGCACAUUACCAAUGGCUACGGCUCGGUGGCGCCCACCCACACGGAGGCUUUGGCCCUGGGCUCCACCAAACAGGAGAUACCCAUUUACGAGGAGCACAAUGAAGAUGCCGCCGCGGUGGCCGCCGUGGCAGCAGCUGGAGCCCAUGACUUUGGCUCGGGACAUGGCCAAUCUGGCGGUGGAUUGGAGAACAAUCAACAGCACUACAAUUAUCCCGGUGACGGUGGCUAUGGGUCAGCGGGAUCUGGUGCGGAGCAGGGUUACGACUCCUGGUCGCCUGAGGAGCAACCGGAACAGCAGGCGCCCCAUCCGUAUGCGUACGAUAAAAUCUCAAUGGGGAAUUUCCUGCCGCAGUACGAGUCGAGUUCUGGAUAUGAUGACCACCAGGGUCGGCUUUACCACCAGCAGCAGCAACUGCAACAGCAGCACCAGCAACAGCAGCAGCAACUCUACCACCAGCAGCAGCAGCAACAGGAGCAGGAGCAACGCUCCUCGUACUUCGGACAACAUGAUCCAUCCGCAUCUGGAUCUGGUUCCGCAUCCGGUGUGGCAUCGGCUUCAUCCGCCUCGGGCGGAUCUGGUGCCGAUGACUACGAGGAGCAUUCCGAUGCUGGCCAGGAGCAGAGCUCCAACUACUUGUCGGAGGCAAGUGGUCAUGGCCAGGGCCACACCCAUCACUCGCAUCACGUGGAUAUCAUCAACUAUGUGCCGGUGAAGCAUGUGAAGAAACAGCAUGUGCCGGUGGAGAAAGAGGUGAAGAUACCCGUUUCGCAUGCGGUCAUCAUACCAGUUCGCAAGCCAGUUCCCAUCCACAUACCGAUCACGAAGAAUGUCCAGGUGCCGGUGGAGAAGGAACUCAAGAUUCCGGUGGAGCGGUUGAUCCCCGUGCCCGUGGAGAAACACAUCCCGGUGCCGGUGGAGAAACAUGUGCCCUAUCAUGUGGUCAAAUAUGUGCCCAUCAAGGUGCCCAAGCCCUUUCCCGUCAAGGUGCCCGUUUUUAAGACCGUGCUGCACAAGGUCAAGAGCUGGUGGUAG